AUGGUCUCUCCUGUCGUCGGCACCGUAGGCGGCGAGGUUGGUGGCGUCCCGGACGUCGGGGGAGUUGUCACUCCCGCCAUCGGCAUCGUGACUCCCGUCAUCGGCGGCUCCCCGUCCCCCAAGACCCGGCACGGCGGACGCAAGGCGUGCCCUCCCUCACCCCCGACCCCCACACCGUCUCCCCCGACGCCCACGCCAAGCCCCACGCCCUCCUCCGACACGUGCCCGAUCGACAUGCUGAAGCUGGGCGUGUGCCUGGACCUGCUCGGCAACGAGCUGCACAUCAGCGACGCCAGCGUCAAGUGCUGCCCUCUCGUGCAGGGCAUCGCCGAGAUGCUCACCGCCGCGGCGUGCCUCUGCACCGCCAUCAAGGCCAAGGUGCUCAACCUCGCCCUCUACGUGCCGCUUGCCCUCCAGCUGCUCGUCAACGACUGCGGCUGCGCCAUGCCCCCGGGCUACACCUGCGCCUGA
Messenger RNA from Triticum turgidum subsp. durum (durum wheat), 471 nucleotides. The record is from the annotation of a GenBank genome assembly. Lineage: Eukaryota; Viridiplantae; Streptophyta; Magnoliopsida; Poales; Poaceae.